Molecule: messenger RNA, 601 nt
Organism: Danaus plexippus (monarch butterfly)
Lineage: Eukaryota; Metazoa; Arthropoda; Insecta; Lepidoptera; Nymphalidae
Exons: 3
Coding region: 57-584 (175 amino acids)
Source: RefSeq, a predicted model, not a curated record
GCGUAAUGUUUGUGGGGCAAGAGAACGUUAUGAUUUAACAGAUUUCAGUAAUCGACAUGUCGAAAAGACGUGUUGGCUUAAAUUUAUUUCUUCUAUUCUGGUGUGUUAAAAACCUAUUCGCUGAUGAUCGCAACAAUCUGUUAGAUGAACUAACGAAAACGAAGACACCAGCAUUUUCAAUAGUUCAUGAACAUGAACAUGGUAACAAUCAGCCCAUGGCCCUCUCCAAUGACCUGACACCCAACGUACAGCCUCUCGAACCGCCUCAUGAUAGAAGAGCUUAUCUGCUUUACCAUAUACUAAGGACAACUCAAGAAACUGAAGGCAUAGAUUCUGAAGCUUUGGAAAAAUUUGAAAAGACAGAAAACGUUCUCCGUGAGGCUUUACGCGUUAGAUGUAACAAUUUAAAUACGUGUGUCAAAAGAUGUCCUAAAAAGAAGACUUAUACUUGCAAAUUAUCUUGUCAAGAAGAAUAUGAUGAUUACGAUGUCUGUAACAGACCUAAGAAAGUAUGCAAAAAACCAAGAUGCGGUGUAACAAAACCUCCAUACUGGCUAUUGCGUAAUUUAAAUGACAACGAAUAAACAAUGGAUACAUAUGA